UCUACGCUCUCCCAUUUUUUUUUUUAUUUUUUUUUGUAAAUGGAGAAACAGCUCUCCAAUGCUUUCUCUCUCCUUGCUCUCGCCGACGACGAAGAUGGUCUCCCCUCGUCUUCUUCCUCCUCCGCUGGGAAACAAGGAGAAAGAGUAUUAGAGGAUGUCGGAAACUAUAAGCAACCACUUGUCUGGAUUGACUUGGAAAUGACUGGUCUUAAUGUUGAAGUUGACAGGAUAUUGGAGAUUGCUUGUAUAAUUACUGAUGGACAAUUAGCCAAAUCAGUGGAGGGUCCAGAUUUAGUUGUACAUCAAACGAAAGACUGCAUGGAUAAAAUGGGUGAUUGGUGUCAAACUCAUCAUGGAGACAGUGGCUUGACAAAGAAAGUGCUCUCUAGUACUAUAAGUGAAAGGCAAGCUGAACAAGAGGUCAUCAAAUUUGUGAAAAAGCAUGUUGGUAAUGAAAAUCCACAAUUAGCUGGGAACUCUGUCUACGUGGAUUUUCUUUUCUUAAAGAAGUACAUGCCAGAUUUGGCUGCCCUUUUCCCUCAUGUACUUGUCGAUGUCAGUAGUGUCAAGUCUUUAUGCACCCGAUGGUUUCCCAGAGAUAAAAACAGAGCGCCUGGAAAGAAAAACAAUCACAGAGCCAUGGAUGAUAUAAGAGAGAGCAUCAAGGAGCUUAAGUACUACAAAGAAACCAUAUUUAAAGCAAACAAAGGUAAGAGGUGAGGUGAGGUUCGAGUGAAAGGGGAUAUUGAGAUUGUCGUUUAGGAGUCAUUCGCUUGAAUGUUUUUGUAUUAUGAAACCUAGUUACAUGAUGAUUUUUAGUUAUUGAGACAGGUACUAAAAUCUUAUUAUCUUAAUCUAAACUAAACUAUGGAGGUUAGUUACA
Molecule: messenger RNA, 883 nt
Organism: Brassica oleracea var. oleracea
Lineage: Eukaryota; Viridiplantae; Streptophyta; Magnoliopsida; Brassicales; Brassicaceae
Product: oligoribonuclease-like
Exons: 8
Coding region: 40-720 (226 amino acids)
Cellular component (GO): mitochondrion
Molecular function (GO): 3'-5'-RNA exonuclease activity; nucleic acid binding
Source: RefSeq, a predicted model, not a curated record